AUGAGCGCACCGCAAACGGAUCCACACGUGUUCCUGGAAAGAGACAACAUCGUCCGACAUAUAGACGGAAACUCUGAUAAAAUUGUCUUACCAAAAGAAAAGAACUGGAAGAUGAUGAAACGAGCGCACAAAUUGUUAGCUCAUUUUGGACUGUCUAGGCCCUUAAGCCCUGUCAGGUACGCCCAUGGUUAUGGCGCACCUGGCGCGCCGAGUCGGCCUAAGCCGACCGGGUCGGUGGAUGGCGUGCGGGUCGAGGUGAAGUCUCAGCUGAAAUACCUGGGGCUGAUCCUCGACUCGCACUGGUCCUUCGAGCCACAUUGGACGUGGAUGGCUGCCAGGUUGUGUCUUGCGACACUGAGCUUGGCUCGAAUAAUGCCCAACCUCGGCGGUCCUGGUGAGGGAGUGCGCCGCCUCUAUAUGGGGGUGGUGCGCUCCAUAGCCCUGUAUGGAGCGCCGGUGUGGUGGCCUCCACAAGAAGCAUGGAGCUGCUCCAUGGAGCGCAACGUAAAAUAUCCAUCAGAGUGGCAAGAGCAGGAGGUUUACAACUGGAAGGAGGAGCAUGCCCGCGGGAUCAAGCCAGUGGCGCAUGAGUCGCUACUGGAGAGAAAAGCCCGCGCUAAACGGGAGGAGUUCCGGCACUGGCAGGAGAGGCUACCUCAUGCCAGGGUCGGACUCAGGGUAGUUGAGGCCAUUGGGCCCUUACUCGAGCAGUGGGUGGGAAGGGGUGGUGGGGUCCUCUCGUUCCACAUGACGCAGGUGCUCACCGGGCAUGGUUGCUUCGGGGAGCACCUGCACGAAAGGACUGGACGGGAGCCCACCACGAGGUGCCACCACUGUCCGGAGCCCAGGGACACGGCGCAGCACACUCUCAAGGAGUGUCCCGCGUUGGCUAACGAGCGUGCCCUCGUGGCAGUGGUGGGGGAUGACCUCUUCCUAUCCACAGUGGGACAGAUUUUGGAGGGUCCCGAAAAGUAG
Messenger RNA from Solenopsis invicta (red fire ant), 975 nucleotides. RefSeq lists its product as uncharacterized. The record is from RefSeq and is a predicted model, not a curated record. The transcript is spliced from 3 exons. Bases 1 to 975 code for a protein of 324 amino acids. Lineage: Eukaryota; Metazoa; Arthropoda; Insecta; Hymenoptera; Formicidae.